Rotaria sp. Silwood1 is the source of this 576-nucleotide messenger RNA. The record is from the annotation of a GenBank genome assembly. Lineage: Eukaryota; Metazoa; Rotifera; Eurotatoria; Philodinida; Philodinidae.
AUGACUCUAGAAGAAAAUUCUAUAAAAAUAAAAAAGAAAAAAAAACAAUCAAAAAAAUUAUUACCAAAAAAUGUUUUUGAAAUAGUUGGUGAAACUGGACAAACUAUUGAACGAGUUGAUUCAAAUAGUACAAAGAAAAUAGUUGAACAAUUAGAAGAAACUGAACCUAAACCAACAUUUAGUGAACGUACAAAAAAACGACGAAGACGCGAAUGGGACGCAAUGAAUUAUGAACCAUUUGAUAUAACACGUGCUCGUGAUUAUGAACGUUCAUUACAACGAAUAGCUACACGUGGUAUUGUUCAAUUAUUCAAUACAGUUCGAAAACAACAACAAAAUUCAUCAUCAUCAUCAACAAUAACGAAAAAUAAAAAAGAAAAUACAAUAAAUAAAGGAGAAUUUCUUGAUAUGCUUAAAACAAUUGAUUCUGAUGAAGUCUCUUGCAAAAUUAUGAAAAAAAAUCAAUCUACGACUGAAUCAACAACAAAAACAACACCAGUCAGAUGGAAUGUUCUUCAAGAUGAUUUGAUGGCGAGUGUUAAAGAUGAUGAUGAUGAUGAUGAUAAUGAUGAUUGA